This is a messenger RNA of Psylliodes chrysocephalus, 1247 nucleotides long. Lineage: Eukaryota; Metazoa; Arthropoda; Insecta; Coleoptera; Chrysomelidae. The record is from the annotation of a GenBank genome assembly.
GUCACACUUUGAGGUAGGUAUAUAAAAGAAAUACCCAAAAAAAAAGAGAAAUAGUCUCAAAAUGAACAUAAUAUUGAUUCUAGGUUUGGUUGCUCCUUUUGUCUCAGCAGGAUCCUACAGAAAUGAAGUUAUGUCACAUACAAACUGGCGCCUUAUCGAUACCAAUCAAUGUGGACUAGUAAAAUUAUAUCCAAGAAUAACAAAAGGAGAGAAUGCAAAAAUAAGUAGAUUUCCAUGGAUGGUUCAAGUACUACAAAGGAAUGUUAUUGGCAAAAAUCGAAUUGUAGAUAAAUACGUUUGUAGUGGAGCAUUAAUUAAUAAACAAUAUGCAGUCACAGCAGCUCAUUGCGUUGCAGGCAACGAGAGAAUAACUAAAUUCAUACGACUUGGAGAAAGUGUAAACGUUGUUUGCGCCCAAUCCCUGGAUGAUUGUUUAUCCAGAAGAGUUAAAAUUGAAGAGAUUAUCGUUCACGAACAAUAUGACGGAACUACCUUUGAAAAUGACAUAGCUCUAAUUCGUUUAGAUGAUGAAGUAAAAUUUAACACAAACGUUAUACCCGUCUGCUUGCCAACGGAAGAUCUUCUAGAGUAUCGGUUCCUUGGUGAAAAAGUAGAAAUUGCUGGUUGGGGUCUAGAUUCCUCAGAAGUUCCUUCGCAAAUUCUUAAAUUUGUAACCUUGCCAAUUAGAGAUCGAUGUGUAUGCGAAGGGAUCUUUAACCAAACGGUUGACGAAAGACAAUUAUGUAUCGGCGUUGAAACGGGCGAAGACACGUGUCAAGGUGAUUCUGGAAGUCCUGUUGUAUGGAAAAGACAAGAACAUUUUCAAACCAGGCACUAUUUUAUAGGUUUAACAUCAUAUGCCAAUGAUGAGGAUUGUGGCGAAGGACCCGCAUUAUACACAAAUUUAAAUCAGUUCGUAAAAUGGAUAUUGAAUAAUAUGUAUGGUAGUGAAUACGACCUUUUAUUUGGUCAUGGCAAACCUGAAAUUGUAUCAAAACCUGAACCUGAAAUUGUUUCAAAACCUAACCCUGAAAUUGUAUCAAAACCUGAACCUGAAAUUGUAUCAGAACCUGCACAUGUACAUGUACUAAAACCUGAAAUUGAAGCAGAAGAUGGCUCAUUUAUUAGUAACGAGAUUUAUUCCGAAUCAGAUUCAGACAGUGAAGAAUAACCAAACCUACUUUAAAUGACCCAAAAAAACAUAAAUAUUAAGCAAUAUAUUAAAUUUAUUGAAAAGCAUUUUUAUU